AUCAAAUUGAAUCAGCAGAGAAUGCGAAAUUCAUAGCACAAAUGAAAACAAAUACUACAAGUUAUGCUAUAUUUGUCUUUCUUGACUCAUUUGAAGAUCUUGUUUAGCAUCAGCUCCACAUUGAGUUCUGCCUAUGGUUUAGCAUUUAGAAAUCAGACGAUGACCCAUUCGUGACACGUGGAAUCUUAGAAUACCAAAUAAUUUUUCAUUUUGAUAGAUUUGUGGAGAUUAAUAAUUUUGGAUGUUUCUCCACAUGUAGGGGUUACAAACAAAUCAAGUUGUUUAAGCUCAACUUGUUUGCUAAACUCGUUAAGUAUUAGAGAAAUUCAAACUCAACUUGAGUCAACUUUAUUAUACAAAUUAGCCGAUCUCGAGCUCAAUUCUUUAAGCUCGACUAAUUUGAAUGAGUCCAUGUCCAUCUCAAACACACCAGAAUUAGCCUUCACUCGUUUGGGCCCUAUCCACAGGCACAUGAUUACUGCAUUCCUAUAUUUAUUAAGAAAUGUAGUAUGCAUUCAGACAGCUACCAAUGGCAGCCACAUUCUGUAACCCAAUAAUCCUUGGAUCUGAUCAAAAGUACCCCUCAAAUAAGCAAAACGCUGCAAGGCCUUAUCGUAGAGCCCCUUUUUCAUAUGCUGUCAAAAUAUCACCAAGUUGCCCCGUCACACAAAGAUAUCUCAAUAGGUCUUCUACAAGACGACUCAAUUGGCGGCAUAGAUGUCAGUGCAUUUCCUCCAAGAAUACUACUUAUGAAGAGGAAAAGGAAGAGGACAUUUCUAGAGCAAUCUUGAUAUGGAGAGCAAUCAAAUUACCAAUUUACUCUGUUGCCUUGGUUCCUCUCACUGUUGGAAGUGCAGCUGCUUAUUUGCAGACCGGCCUGUACUCUGCUAGACGUUAUUUUGUGUUAUUGGCUUCCUCGGUUCUUAUAAUUACUUGGCUAAAUUUAAGCAACGACGUUUAUGAUUUUGAUACGGGAGCAGAUAAGACUAAGAAAGAGUCAGUUGUAAAUAUAGUUGGCAACCGUACAGGAACUCUACUUGCCGCAUACUUGUUUCUUGCUCUUGGUUUCAUGGGACUCACUUGGGUAUCUGUAGAGGCCAGGAAUUUGCGUUCAAUAUUAUUACUGGCUUGUGCUAUUACUUGUGGUUACAUAUAUCAGUGCCCGCCAUUUCGAUUAAGUUAUCAAGGAUUUGGAGAGCCUCUGAGCUUUGCAGCGUUCGGCCCAUUUGCUACGACUGCUUUUUACUUGCUACAGAGCAGCACAAGUGAACUUCCCAUAACUGGCACAAUCGUUUCUGCAUCACUCCUAGUUGGCUUCACAACAACUCUAAUCCUCUUUUGUAGUCACUUCCAUCAGGUAAACGGAGAUAGAGUUGUCGGAAAAAUGUCCCCUCUGGUUAGGCUUGGCACGGAAACAGGGUCAAAGGUGGUGAAAGUGGCUAUAUUCUCACUUUACUCGCUUUUGCUUGUUCUUGGUCUUUGCAGAGCCCUUCCUCUUACUUGCAUUUUUCUCUGUGCCCUAACCUUGCCCGUUGGAAAACUAGUUGUCAACUACGUUGAGCAGAACCACAAGGACAAAAUGAAGAUUUUUAUGGCGAAGUAUUACUGUGUGAGAUUGCAUGCUUUAUUCGGUGCUGCUUUGGCAGCUGGACUGGUAGCAGCCAGAAUUCUCUAAUUUUCCACUCCAUAGAUUUCAAAAUUUGCCUGGUGAGCAUACAGUUUUGAAUUCUUGCUAUUAUGAAUAUUCUGUGAAAGCAAUUUUGGCUAUACACAUGUUCAAGUUAAAUUGUGUUGCCAAGUGAUGGUCAAUAAAAAACCUUCGUUUUUACCAGUUACUCUGGUGACUAAUCUCCAAAAAAGUAGGUUUACUCUGGCAGCGCCAAAGCUGCUCAAUGGAGAGCAACUUCGAGUUGCACCCUCUCUACCAAUCCUAAAGGCGAGUUACUGAUCAGACAUGUCACAACUCAGAGAACCUGAAAGGUUUCGCCUUUUUGAUGUAUUUCUUGAUGGGAAGCUAACCACUUCUGCUGUAAAAGGUUAAAGAAGGACCUCGUUCAUGGUUGUAUUGUACAACUCCUCAAAUGCUUUCUUUCUGCACCUGCCGGAGGCAACAAGGAUAACAUUCUACCAUACAAGACGAAUUUAAGCAGCUACUGUUGUUGAUGUUGAAAAUAAUUAGGACUUGGGUCCAUAACAUUUUUGUUCCUUUCUGUAAUUUAGUUUCUCUAAAUAAAACAGCUAUAAGAUAAGGUUGCCACAAUUUGCUAAAUUUUUGUACGUGGAGUGUGCUGUCUUGUUUAAAAGCCAGUGUUGGCCUUUCGGGGUAUUUCAAAAUUUAUAUUGUCAAAAUCUUUGGAAGUAUCAUUGGAAAAUUUA
Molecule: messenger RNA, 2376 nt
Organism: Camellia sinensis
Lineage: Eukaryota; Viridiplantae; Streptophyta; Magnoliopsida; Ericales; Theaceae
Source: RefSeq, a predicted model, not a curated record